AUGGAGUCCUCUUCAACAUCAAGAACCCCCAGUGACUUCUUGAGCACAGUGCUGGGUAAAACUGUUAUCGUUAAACUAAACUCUGGCAUUGACUACAAAGGCACUUUGGCUUGUUUGGAUGGUUACAUGAACAUCGCUUUAGAAAAUACCGAAGAAUAUGUUGAUGGAAGAUUAAAAAAUAAAUAUGGAGACACCUUUUUAAGAGGAAAUAACGUGUUAUACAUCAGCGCUACCAAAUCCUAA
Molecule: messenger RNA, 243 nt
Organism: Mycotypha africana
Lineage: Eukaryota; Fungi; Mucoromycota; Mucoromycetes; Mucorales; Mycotyphaceae
Product: U6 snRNA-associated Sm-like protein LSm6
Exons: 3
Coding region: 1-243 (80 amino acids)
Biological process (GO): maturation of SSU-rRNA; mRNA splicing, via spliceosome
Cellular component (GO): P-body; U6 snRNP; sno(s)RNA-containing ribonucleoprotein complex
Molecular function (GO): RNA binding
Source: RefSeq, a predicted model, not a curated record